UGUUUGACUGUCGCCAAUAUUUGUCAGCAAAAAGUGGACGGCAACGCGAGCCCACACAACACCGCCAUCCUACACCUACGAAAGCGGAUCACUUGAGACGGAGAAGGAGAAGACAACGGGGAUUUCUACCCUUUCUGACCAGAAAAGCAGCAACUAUGUCUCAAUCAAAUGGCUUCACUGUGAGUGACGAAGGGUGGGAGUCACACAAGAAAAUGAUGGUGGAGCCCCUGGCUAUCAGCGACUCAGAGGUGUUCUCUAUCAUAAAGAAUGAGAAGCACAAGCAGAUUUAUUGUCUGGAGCUAAUAGCAGCUGAGAACUUUACCAGCAGAGCUGUUCUUGAGGCUCUUGGCUCCUGUUUGACCAACAAGUACUCGAAAGGGUUUCCUGGCCAGAGCUACUACUACAAUGGUUUGGAGUAUAAUGAUGACCUGGAGACACUUUGUCAGAGGAGGGCACUGGAGGCCUUUGGUUUGGAUUCAGAGAAAUGGGGAGUCAACGUGCGUCCAUACUCAGGUUCCCCUGCUAACUUUGCUGUGUACACGGCUGUUGUGGAACCAAGUGGUAGGAUCAUGGCCCUAGAUGUUCCUGAUGGAGGCCACAUGUCGCAUGGUUUCAUGACUGAUGAAAAGAAAAUCGCAGCAACAUCCAUCUUUUUUGAAACUAUGCCAUACAAGCUGAAUCCAGAAACCGGCUACAUUGACUAUGAUAAACUGCAGGAAAAUGCACGGCUGUUCCACCCCAAACUCAUCAUUGCAGGGACAAGCUGCUAUUCCCGUAACCUUGAGUUCGACCGCUUGAAGCAGAUUGCCAAUGAGAAUGGGGCAUAUCUGAUGGGGGACAUGGCUCAUAUUGCUGGGUUAGUGGCUGCUGGGGUGGUGCCCUCACCCUUUGAACAUUGUGACAUUGUCACAACAACUACUUAUAAAACUUUGCGAGGCUGCCGUGGUGGACUUAUCUUUUAUCGGAAAGGAGUACGGAGUGUGGACGCCAAAGGAAAGGAGACUCUGUACAACUUGGAGUUUUUGAUCAACCAGGCUGUGUUUCCAAGGCUGCAGGGAGGACCACACAACAAUAAUAUUGCAGGUGUUGCUGUGGCUCUCAAACAAGCCAUGACACCAGAGUUCAAGGCUUACCAGCUGCAGGUUCUGGUUAACUGCAAAGCUCUGUCCAGCGCCCUCAUGGACCUCGGGUAUAAGAUUGUCACUGGUGGCUCUGACAACCAUCAGAUCCUGCUGGACCUGCGCAACAAGGGAACCGACGGAGGACGAGCUGAGAAGGUCUUGGAGGCCUGUGCCAUUGAUUGCAACAAGAACACCUGUCCAGGUGAUAAGAGUACUUUGCGUCCCAGUGGUCUGAGGUUUGGCUCUCCAGCUCUGACCUCCAGAGGCAUGGUAGAGGAAGACUUCAAGAAGGUGGCUCACUUCGUUCAUAGAGGUAUUGAGCUGACGCUGGAAGUGCAGAGAAGUCUGGACCCCAAGGCCACCCUGAAGGAGUUCAUCCAGGCCUUGGCUCAGGGAGAGAAGUUCCAGCAGCGGGUGGCAGAGGUCAGGGCAGAGGUGGAGGCCUUCGCCGGGCAGUUCCCCAUGCCUGGCCUUCCUGAGCUGUAGAGAACAGAAGACCACCCUCCUAUACUUCUCAGAUCAAGAGACUUCCUGAUGGCUUCAAUAUCGAAGUACAAGUUUUCUCCUGGAGCAGAUUUUUCUCAAUGGAUGGGAAUUUGUUUUAGUUGCUAUUGUUACAGAGCUUUACUGUUUCAAACAGAAAGGUGAUUUUUUUUCAUAGGUGGUUAGAUGUUACGUUCAAAUUAAUGCCAUAAUUUUCCAUCUCUGUGGAGUUUUCCAACAAACUGCUUCAGCUUGAAACCCAAACUUUGAUCCACACAUGGCUAAUCAAGAUGUCUAUGAAUCUAUACAAUUUAAUUAACUGGCCAACAUUGCUGCAUAAAGUUAAUUAAAAGAUGACUAAAAGGA
Messenger RNA from Fundulus heteroclitus (mummichog), 1970 nucleotides. Its product is annotated as serine hydroxymethyltransferase, cytosolic. The transcript is spliced from 12 exons. Lineage: Eukaryota; Metazoa; Chordata; Actinopteri; Cyprinodontiformes; Fundulidae. Gene Ontology annotation, cellular component: cytosol; nucleus; cytoplasm. The coding region runs from base 156 to 1607 and encodes 483 amino acids. Gene Ontology annotation, biological process: folic acid metabolic process; L-serine catabolic process; purine nucleobase biosynthetic process. Gene Ontology annotation, molecular function: pyridoxal phosphate binding; mRNA regulatory element binding translation repressor activity; zinc ion binding. The record is from RefSeq and is a predicted model, not a curated record.